CAUCUUCUCUCUCUAAAUCGUCUUCUUCCCUAAGCCAAACCAGUUGCAGACUUGCAGGUCCGCCAUUGAUGCCAUUUUCUGAGCUCAAAACACUUUAACAAUGGCGAUCAAGGACACAAUUGAAGAUUCCGGCGAUGUUUUUCCGACGGAAUCAACUUUAUUCGGUAAAUACGAGCUAGGAAAGCUUCUAGGAUACGGUGCAUUCGCAAAAGUAUAUCACGCAAGAGAAAUUCUCACCGGAAAAAGCGUCGCCAUUAAAGCAAUCAACAAACAAAGACUUCUCAAAAGCGGUUUAACAGAUCAAAUUAAACGUGAAGUUUCAAUAAUGCGUAAGUUACGUCAUCCACACAUCGUUCGUCUCUUCGAAGUUCUCGCUACAAAGAAGAAGAUCUACUUCGUAAUGGAAUUCGCUAAAGGAGGUGAACUCUUUACUAAACUCUCCAAAGGCCGAUUCAGCGAAGAAUUAAGCCGUAAGUAUUUCCAUCAAUUGAUAACCGCUAUAAGUUAUUGUCAUUCCCAUGGCGUAUUUCAUCGAGAUCUGAAACCUGAAAACCUCCUCCUCGAUGAGAAUUGGAAUCUGAAAGUGACUGAUUUCGGUUUAAGUGCGGUUAAGGAAGAACAGAUUCAUUCAGAUGGACUUCUUCAUACACUUUGUGGUACACCAGCUUAUGUAGCACCGGAGAUUCUUGCUAAGAAUGGAUAUGAUGGAGGUAAGAUUGAUAUAUGGUCUUGUGGAGUGAUUUUGUUCGUUCUAAACGCGGGUUAUCUUCCGUUUAACGAAUCUAAUUUGAUGGUUUUGUAUAAGAAGAUCUAUAAUGGCGAUUAUCGAUGUCCAAAAUGGAUGUCAUUCGAUUUGAAACGACUAAUUUCUCGUCUUCUUGAUACAAAUCCAUGUAGUAGGAUAACUCUGAACGAGAUUAUCAAUGAUAAUUGGUUUAGAAAAGGUUUUAAGAAUGUUAAAUUUGAUGAAUUGAGCGUUUGCGAUGGCGGUGGCGAUUGUGAUAGCGAUGGGAAUAAGUUUUUGAACGCGUUUGAUAUCAUUUCGUAUUCGUCUGGGAUUGAAUUGUCGAGUUUGUUUGGUAAAUUGGAAGAGAAGGCUACGUUUGAGCGUUUUGUGUCGAAGAUGGCGGCGGAUGCGAUAAUCGCGGAGAUUGAGAUUGUGGCGAUUGAGGAGGGUUUGAUUGUUAAGGGUAAGAAGGAAUUUAAGGUGAAAGUGGAAGGGCGGGAUGGUAAAUUGAUUGUGGCGGUUGAGAUUCAUAGGUUGACGGAGGAAUUGGUUAUGGUUGAAGUUCAAAGGAGGGAAAAUGAAGGUGAAAGUGAAAGUGAUAUUUGGAAAAAGAAGAUUAAAGAUAGACUUGUUUAUAAAUUGGAUGAACUUGUUGAUGGUUAAUGAGUUUGUUAAAUUAUUAUUAUAAAGAAAAAAAAUUAAAUUAUGAAUUCUAGUGUAUUCAUAAACUUUGUAUAGUUGUACUUAAUUGGUUUGAACUUUUU
Impatiens glandulifera is the source of this 1491-nucleotide messenger RNA. Its product is annotated as CBL-interacting serine/threonine-protein kinase 14-like. Bases 101 to 1390 code for a protein of 429 amino acids. Gene Ontology annotation, biological process: protein phosphorylation; signal transduction. Gene Ontology annotation, molecular function: protein kinase activity; ATP binding. The record is from RefSeq and is a predicted model, not a curated record. The transcript has a single exon. Lineage: Eukaryota; Viridiplantae; Streptophyta; Magnoliopsida; Ericales; Balsaminaceae.